Pyrgilauda ruficollis (rufous-necked snowfinch) is the source of this 3719-nucleotide messenger RNA. RefSeq names its product intermediate filament family orphan 2 (gene IFFO2). The coding region runs from base 5 to 1495 and encodes 496 amino acids. Lineage: Eukaryota; Metazoa; Chordata; Aves; Passeriformes; Passeridae. The transcript has 9 exons. The record is from RefSeq and is a predicted model, not a curated record.
CGCCAUGAACUCGCUGCUCUUCGGGGAGAUGGCCCGCGCCUUCUCCCCCGCCGCCGCCGCCGCCGCCUCCUCCUGCCCGCUGGGCCCCGGCGGCGGCGGCCCCGCGGCGGCCGGGGGGGGCCCGCCGGUGACGGCGGCGCUGCGGAACGACCUGGGCUCCAACAUCCACCUGCUCAAGGGGCUGAACGUGCGGUUCCGCUGCUUCCUGGCCAAGGUGCACGAGCUGGAGCGGCGGAACCGGCUGCUGGAGAAGCAGCUGGCGGCCCAGCAGAGCGAGCGCGACCGCCGGCUGCGCUACAAGACCUUCUCCCGGGACCAGGCGGUGCAGACGGACGGCGGGACCCCGCCGCUGGUGCCGCCGCCGGGCCCCGGGCACGGGGCGCUGCCGUCGCCGCCGCACUACGGGCGCCUGCCCGGCACCAUCUGGAGCUACACCCAGGUGCGGCGCACCGGCGGCGGCGGCCUGGAGACCGUGCAGGGCCCCGGCGUGUCCUGGGUGCACCCGGACGGCGUCGGGGUGCAGAUCGACACCAUCACCCCCGAGAUCCGCGCCCUCUACAACGUGCUGGCCAAAGUCAAGCGGGAGCGCGACGAGUACAAGAGGAAAUGGGAAGAGGAGCUGACCAGAAGGAUGAGCCUGGAAUCCAUGGUGGAAACCCUGAGAGAGGAGGCCCAGGAAGCAGAAGCUCUCCAGGAGGAGCUGAAUGAGAAGAUUGAGAGGCUGAAGGCAGAGCUGGUGGUCUUUAAGGGUCUGAUGAGUGAUCCCAUGACAGACCUGGACACAAAGAUCCAAGAAAAGGCCAUGAAGGUGGACAUGGACAUCUGCCGCCGAAUCGAUAUCACGGCCAAGCUGUGCGAUGUCGCGCAGCAGCGCAACUCGGAAGACGUUUCCAAGAUUUUCCAGGUGGCUUCCAAGAAGAAGGAGCGGAAGCUGCCGUCGGACGAGGAGCUGUCGGAGCAGGACGCCGACAACGGGAGGUUCUCGGAUGACGAGGUCAGCUGCUCCCUCAACAUCACGGAUGAGAUGAAGAGGAUGUUCAACCAGCUCCGUGAGACGUUUGAUUUCGAUGACGACUGUGACAGUUUAACGUGGGAGGAGAACGAGGAAACGCUGCUGCUGUGGGAGGACUUCACCAACUGCAACCCCUCCAUUGACCUCCAAGGAGAGGAAGAAAACCUGGGAAACUUGAUCCACGAGACAGAGUCUUUCUUCAAAACGAGAGACAAGGAAUACCAGGAGACAAUAGGGCAGAUAGAGCUGGAACUGGCCACAGCCAAGAGCGACAUGAACCGGCACCUGCACGAGUACAUGGAGAUGUGCAGCAUGAAACGGGGCCUGGACGUGCAGAUGGAAACCUGCAGGAGGCUCAUCAAGGGCUCAGCUGACAGGAAUUCUCCAUCCCCCAGCUCCGUAGCCAGCAGUGACUCAGGAAACACAGAUGAAAUUCAGGAUGAUUUGGACAGAGAGACGGACGUGGAGCCCAUGGUCAGCUGAUAGCAAGUGGGAGCAUUCCAGUCAAGGGCAAGAUGGAGAGAGAAGAUUCCAAACCAAUUGCUGGGGGAAAGGUGAAAGACUUGAGAGCCCCUGCAGAGGGACUCUGAGGACUCACUCCUACACGCAUCCCCUCCCAGCCAAGGAUUGGUGCUGUACAUUUCUAUUGUUCUACAAACCAUAAAUGCAGAGUCCUGUAGGAAAACACGGUGUUUUAAUUGUGCCUUUGCCCCAAGCUGAGCCACUUUGAGCUCCAGUGGAAUAUUAAUAGCAGGUGUUUUUAUAAAAUAUAUUAUUUAAAAAAAUAAAAAACAACCAAAGCUGGUGGCAGCAGAGGAUGGUGCUGCAGAGGCUCUGGGUACUUCAAUAAGCUGCUGGUUUUACUGAGCUGCUGCACUGAUUGGCAAAAGCAACAUUGGCAAAAAGAGCAGCAAAACCAAGACAAUUGUGGUGCAAUUACCAAUGUGUGGCACAAGAAAAAAAAGAAUUGCCUCCAAAUUGAACGGCAAAUGUUUAAAAACAACAGUGGGUUUGGAGACAGCUCGCAGGGUGAAGCAGUUCUACAAAAUUCAGAGGGUUUUCUUCAUCCCACCUUUUGGGGUGAGGGAGCCUUUGGGAAGGUUUCUUCUGGACUCCAGGACCUGGAGGAGCAGGACUCAGCUCGGUGGCAAAGCAGGGGGGCACAGGAGGGGUCACUGGGGGGGGACUAUCACUGAGUAACUACUAUGCAAAAACAAAAAAAAAGCUCGCCUUAUUUAUAUGGAAUGUUUGGUCCCUGCUGGGCUACAGUUAUCCCUUGGGAAAAGGAAAGCUAAACCCACAUUUGCACACUUAGAUGUCUGUAGAGCUUUUUUUGAGGUGGAAUGUUGUAUCACAAUGCCUUUGUUUCCAGUGGUUGGGUUAGGAGGGGAGUCAGCCCUGGUUUGUGUCUUUUUUCAGGGCUUUUUUUUUUUUUUUUUAGUGUUUGCAGAUUUUUCUUUGCAGACAGAGAGAGAAUUCCAUUUUAUGCUGCCUCCAUGAUGUGUAGAGUGGGGUAGGUGAAGCAUCAGGAUAAACUGACCUAGGUGUAGGCUGGAGACAGGACUUUGGGAGAGCUCCAGACCACUCUUCUUGGGGAAAACCGAGCACUGGGAAAUGCUGUAAUCCUUUUUAGGGCAUAGUAAACUGAAUCCCAAAGUGCUGCUGCCCUGGAACUGGGGAGGAACAGCCAUGUGCUUUCUCUGUGAGAAAGUGGCAAGACCUUGGCUUUGCCCAUCUUUCUGUAUUUUUACCCAGGAGAAGCAGCAUCAAAGUCGGAUCAUACGGUGGUGGCUGAGGAAACUCCAGCCCCACCGAGCUCUUCGUGGUUAGAAUGGGAAUUGUAGCACCUCAGGCAGGUAAAAACAGGGUAUAAACCUCAGCCAAUAACUUUUUGUUUGUUUUUAAACCAAGAUUGAGAGCGUAGUUGAUACUGCCCAAAGCCAGCUGUGGGGUUAAGCAGUGGUUGGAACUCAGAGUAAAUACCAAAUGUGUUGGUUUUGCCUGCCAGGAAGUGCUGUGCAGGAGCAGUGCUAGGGCUGGACAGGGAAAAUCCUGAUUUCUGUACCCUCUUGGUGUUAUGGAAAGGCAAAGUGGCCAAUCCUGUGAGCUUCCUGAGUGGUGUUCCCAAGCCUCUGGAUCUCUGGAGUUGCACUGCAAGCAAGCAGCCAGUGCAGAUCCUGCUGCUCCGUUCCCUAGAGAGCACAGUCUCUUGGAAAAUGGCUCAUUCCUGGCUGGGAGCUCCUCAGUCUGGCAUGGCCACGGAGAGGGGCAGGGCCUCGGGGGGCUCCUGGUGGAACUGUGGGCACAGGAAUGUUUCCCCUCCUGUGCUGCUGCCUGGCUGUCAGCUCCAUCUCCUGCCUGGACACAGCAGCUUUGAGGCCACGUGGGUCACAGGAGCUCCCUGCCUUUCUCACGCUGGGGAGGAGGGAGCAGGCUGAUCCAUCAGCAUCCACAGCCUGCAGGGCACCAGCCACAGCUGAUGGCUUCUGUCCAAGCCCCUGGAUCCAAGGAUGUUCCUGUGGUGUCCUUACUGAUGGCAAUACUCAGUGCAGAGUAGGUGACAACUCCUUGGGUGCUGGGGUGAGGGGCUUUCCAAAGCCUGGUCUGUCCUGUAAAUAACUUUUCUCUGGAAGAGAAACCUCAUUCCAAAGUGCUCAUUCCUGUUAUUUCUUAGGUGGCCAAAGUGGUAAAUGUGAUGUUCACUAGG